AUUUAUGCAAAAAAUUCAAAACUUUAUCGAAAACAACAAGGCAGUCGUUGCCAUAGCUGCAGUAGCUGCUGCAAUUGGAAUUGUUGGGAUAAAAGUAUUAAAUUAGGAAAAUAGAGGGAGUGGUAAUAGAUUUUCUAUUUUUUAGCCAAGAUUUUGGAUGCAAGUAUAUAAAAAGUUCCCCUAAUUGAAAGACUGGGAGGAGAGUAAGCAGUUUAACCCAUGAUAUCAUUAUUGUUUGAACGUAUCUCAAGUAAUAAGGAUUUAAAGUCUCUUUUCUAGAAUGUUGAAAAGAGUGUAAGUGAAUUUGGUAUAAUUAUAUAGAAAGCUUCGUAGCAUUUUAGUGCUGUGGUUUUACAUUUAUUUGGAGGAAAACCAACAUAAGCAUAAUCAGAUCAUUGCAAACUUAAUGUAACAGAAGCUUAAUUUGAAAUAAUUCUAAAUCUUUUAGAUCAAGUUCUUAAAAUGUUAGGAGUUGACGACAGAGAAAUCAACGAUGCAAGGGAAGCAUUUUUAACCAAGAAAUACUAAAUUGUUAUUCCAAAUAAAAGUGCUUGAUAAUUUUAAAAUCAAU
This is a messenger RNA of Paramecium octaurelia, 571 nucleotides long. The record is from the annotation of a GenBank genome assembly. Lineage: Eukaryota; Ciliophora; Oligohymenophorea; Peniculida; Parameciidae.